AUGACACGAUCAUUAUCACCGUCGUCGUCGAACUCUCUGCCAAAGGAAAAAUCGAGUGACGACAUCGCGUCAACAUCAUCCCCACAACAACACCAACAACCACCACGAGAUGUGGAAGCCGCAGAGAUAGCCAAAGAAAAGGCAGAAGGUGAUCCUUUUCUUGUAGGAUGGGAUCCAGGCGAGGAGAAUUAUCCAAUGAACUGGUCAUCUGGAUACAAGGCCUUCAUUACUUUCGUCCUCGGCAUGCUCGCCUUGGCCGCCAGUCUUGGUUCAUCUAUCAUUUCACCCGCCGAAGAACAAAUUGCAGAAUACACUGGCAUUUCUGGAGAGGUCGCAGUCUUGGUCAUUUCCCUUUACAUCAUCGGUUUUGCUGUAGGCCCUCUCAUCUGGGCCCCCACGUCAGAAGUCUGGGGUCGUAGAAUCAGUAUGUUGCCCGCAAUGGUCGCACUCGGUCUCUUCAGCAUAGGCACCGCUGUUGGCAAGAACGCUCAGACUAUUAUGAUCUGUCGUUUCUUCUCGGGCGUGUUUGGAUCCGCUCCCGUUUCGAACGUCAGCGCCGCCCUCGGCGACAUGUAUUCUGCCAAACCACGCGGCACGGCUGUAACUUUCUACGCUGUAGCUGUGGUCGGCGGUCCUACAGUCGGACCAAUUAUUGGUAGUGCACUUACUGUCACCAUUGGUUUCAGAUGGCCGUCGUAUAUUCUCGCCAUCUGGGUUUUCGCCGUCACCGUGCUCGGCUUCUUCUGCCUACCAGAGACAUACUCUCCCGUCCUUUUGAAGAAAAAGGCGCAGCGUCUACGAAAGGAGACUGGCGAUUCACGAUGGCACCAUCCUCACGAGGAUGUCAAGCUGGAUGUCAAAUCAGUGGUUACGAAGCACCUGGCAAGACCUAUUAUCAUGCUCACGACGGAACCGAUGGUCACCUGUAUUGCCUUCUAUGCGUCGUUCGUGUAUGGAAUUCUGUACAUGACCCUCGAGGUAUUUCCUAUCGUGUUCGAGCAGAACAGAGGGUGGCCUUUGAUCACAAGCACACUGCCGUUCCUCUCCCUUUUCGUGGGUGUGCUUUUCGCUGUUCUGAUCAAUCUGGCCAACCAGCCGAGGUACGCUCGUGCCGUUGACGCCAAUGGGGGCAGACCUGUACCAGAGGCCCGGCUGCUGCCGAUGAGCAUAGGCGGUGUUCUAUUUACCAUCGGCUUAUUCUGGUUCGGCUGGACUUCUGAUCCAUCAAUCCCGUGGCCCUCUUGCGUCGUUGCAGCGGCUUUCAUAGGAGCAGGCUUCAACAUCAUUUUCCAGCAAUGCAUCAACUUCCUUGUGGAUACGUAUUUGCUUUACGCGGCGUCGGCAGUCUCGGCCAACACAUUCCUGCGCAGCAUUAUCGCAGGAGGCCUUCCACUCGCUGCUAGGCCGAUGUUCAACAAUCUGGGGGUUGGACCAGCGAUGAGCAUCCUUGGUGGAGUCGCCGCAUUAGCGUUGCCUGUGCCUUUUAUCUUCAUGAAGUAUGGAUUGAAGCUUAGGAAGAUGUCAAAGUUCGCUCCAGUACACGAGGACUGA
This is a messenger RNA of Aureobasidium melanogenum CBS 110374, 1551 nucleotides long. Its product is annotated as MFS general substrate transporter. The record is from RefSeq and is a predicted model, not a curated record. Gene Ontology annotation, biological process: transmembrane transport. The transcript is spliced from 2 exons. The coding region runs from base 1 to 1551 and encodes 516 amino acids. NCBI's taxonomy places the organism in Eukaryota, Fungi, Ascomycota, Dothideomycetes, Dothideales, Saccotheciaceae. Gene Ontology annotation, molecular function: transmembrane transporter activity.